Spodoptera litura is the source of this 1699-nucleotide messenger RNA. RefSeq names its product phenoloxidase-activating enzyme-like. NCBI's taxonomy places the organism in Eukaryota, Metazoa, Arthropoda, Insecta, Lepidoptera, Noctuidae. Gene Ontology annotation, biological process: proteolysis. The record is from RefSeq and is a predicted model, not a curated record. Gene Ontology annotation, molecular function: serine-type endopeptidase activity.
AUCUGUGAAUGAGCUUCCAAACUUAAAUGAGUUAUGUUUAAGUAUUAAGUCGAUGGUAUUAUGUACAAACAGACAACUUGUUCCAAAUGAUUGAUGUAUAAAGUUAUACCGGUUCAUAAACGUAAAGUUAUAUUUUCCUCGUUAUGCAUUAUAAAAAAUACUGGUUCCAUCCGUUUGUACGGUCAGUCGACACGUGAACUUGGAAACGAGUGGUUCUGCAAGGAGCAUGUGCAAUUUUUUUUAAGAAAAGUCAUUUUAUCACUGAAAAUGAUGUUUCUUGGGUUUCUAUUCGGAGCUAUGUGCCUCGGACUGGUUUGUGGACAAUAUUCACAAUGUCAGAAACCAGUCGGAGAAGUUGGUGAAUACUUACCAAUCAACCAAUGUGCACAUUUGAAAAAAAUAUUAGACAAGCCAAACAAGUCUGCUGAAGACAUAGCUUUGUUGAAGAAAUUGCACUGUGGCUUUGUGGGCAAUAUGCCUCAGGUAUGGUGCGCUAAACAGGGUGGAUCUGAAGCAGGAGCGUGCAUCACCCCUGAUGGUAAACCUGGAACAUGUAUAAACGUAUACUCAUGUCCACAAAUCUCAAAUCUUCUCAAACCACCUGUGUCCUCACAAAAUAUGGCUUUCGUGAGGAAUUCUGCUUGCAGAGGCCCCCAUAAAUUUAACGUAUGCUGUGGAAUAUCCUCCGCUAGCCCAGAUGGCGAUUUCCUUGAUUCAAGAACGCGGGAUGAGAAUAAAGCGUGCCGACCUCAUAUGACUGCUUAUCCUCCUGCUCCCAGCACUGGUUGCUGUGGCUCUUCAGCUGAAGUCGGCAAUAAAAUCGUAGGAGCGGGUGGUGAAGCAACGGAAAUAGACCAAUAUCCGUGGACUGCACUGAUAGAGUAUGAGACUAAGCAGGAACUCCUUUUAUGUGGUGGUGUCUUAAUCAGUGGAAGAUAUGUCCUCACUGCUGCUCACUGUAUUGCUGGCGUGACACUGAAGAAUGGAACUCCAAAAUUUAUACGUCUGGGAGAGUACAACAUUACCAACGAAGGUCGUGACUGCAAAGUCACAUCUGGAGGUGGGCAGGACUGUACUGAAGGUGUAACUAGAAUAGAAAUCGAAAGGACAAUUCCUCAUCCAGAAUACAAUCCCAUCAAAACAGCAAGAUGGAAUGAUAUUGGCUUGAUUAGGUUGAAGGAGGUUGCACCUUAUACAGAUUUUAUCCGGCCCGUCUGUUUACCAACGAAAGAUAUAACUUUAUCAAGAAAUAGGGAUGCUUUCUUUACUAUGUUCGUCACUGGAUGGGGUGCAACUGAAAACAAAAAAUUUAGUGACGUCAAACUUGAAGUGGAGGUACCCUUUGUACCACUGGAACAAUGCCAACCAGCGUACAGCUCAGACAUUCACCCAUCUCGAAAACUAUGGAAGGGGCAACUUUGUGCUGGUGGUAGAAACGGCACAGACUCUUGCAAAGGCGAUUCCGGAGGACCAUUGAUGUACGAAAAUAAUAAAUUAUUCGAACUGGCUGGGGUCGUCAGCUUUGGCAAAGAUCCAUGCGGAAUACAAGGUGUACCAGGAGUCUACAGUAACGUUUACGAAUAUAGAGAUUGGAUUAGAAGUGUUAUCGUUCCUUAAUGGUUAUAGCUUUAAACUUUAAUUAACUCAAAGUACUUAUUAAAUUAAUAACUCGAAUAGUUUUUGAUUUCUUUUCCUGCCC